Molecule: messenger RNA, 1952 nt
Organism: Pseudogymnoascus verrucosus
Lineage: Eukaryota; Fungi; Ascomycota; Leotiomycetes; Thelebolales; Thelebolaceae
Exons: 7
Coding region: 333-1826 (497 amino acids)
Molecular function (GO): oxidoreductase activity, acting on the aldehyde or oxo group of donors, NAD or NADP as acceptor
Source: RefSeq, a predicted model, not a curated record
CUCCAUAAUAUCCAAGCUUCACCAGUUGGCAUCAACUGAAACACGAAAUGCGCUUUUCAAUCGUCUCUGUGGUCCAUUUCGCGACAUCUACUACGUAUUCUCAAGUUUAUUUGCCGUCUUUCCAUUUCCUACUUUGCUUCCUGACUAUGGCCCUCGGCAUAGAUCGCCUCGCUAUCCCGCGGAUCCUAUGGCUACCAUUUCGUAAUAGAAUUAAGCUGUGGCGUUAAAAGGCCUAGCUAAACCCCUCAGAUAUAACUUUCGUCUGUACCGUUACGAAUUGCAUUUUGUUCCCACUACCGCUGUUUUCAAAUAUUCUCCGUGUUCUAAGAAAUAUGGCAAACGCUGUAGAAUUAACUGCUCCAAAUGGAGUCAAAUACUCGCAACCUACAGGCUUGUUCAUUAACAAUAAUUUCGUUCCCGCUCAGUCAGGCCAAACGUUGGAGACGAUCAGCCCAAGUGACGAGAAAGUAAUCACCAACGUUGCAUGUGCAAAUGCAGACGAUAUCGAUGUAGCUGUUGAGGCUGCUCGAGCUGCAUUAAAGAGCCUGGAAUGGAAAGGAAUCUCAACUUCUGCACGUGGUCUCUUGUUGUUCCGCCUAGCUGACUUGGUGGAGCGAGAUCGAGCUAUCUUGGCAACGAUCGAUGCUUGGGACGUUGGAAAGCCAUACACCGUGGCAUUUGAAGAAGAUUUAGGAGAGGUCAUCCAAGUCUUCCGCUAUUAUGCUGGAUUUGCAGAUAAACAAUUUGGCCAAACUAUUGAUACAACUCCAGAGAAAUUUGCAUAUACCCGCCACGAACCCAUUGGCGUCUGCGGCCAAAUUAUUCCUUGGAACUAUCCUGUAAUGAUGGCGGCAUGGAAGCUCGGUCCAGCACUAGCUUGCGGAAAUACUGUCGUUCUCAAAGCUGCCGAACAAACGCCACUCUCUGUGCUCUAUCUUGCUAGUCUUAUCAAAGAGGCUGGAUUUCCUGCAGGGGUUGUCAAUAUUGUUAACGGCCUGGGUCGCGUUGCAGGAGCUGCAAUGACUGGUCACCUAGGAAUCGACAAAAUUGCCUUUACAGGAAGUACUGUCGCGGGCCGCGAAAUCAUGAAAGCUUCAGCCAUCAAUCUUAAGAGCAUCACGCUGGAAACUGGAGGCAAAAGCCCAUUAAUCGUUUUCGAUGAUGCUGAGCUGGAUCAAGCUAUUAAGUGGACGCACGUUGGGAUCAUGAGCAACAUGGGACAGGUUUGCACAUCGACUUCAAGGGUCUACGUUCAAGAAAGUGUUUAUAGCAAAUUUGUCGACGGGCUGAAGGACUAUGUUCAAACAGCAACUGUCAUCGGUGAUCCCUUUGCAGAAAAGACUUCUCACGGACCCCAGGUAUCAAAAAUCCAAUUUGAUAAAAUCCUCAAAUACAUCGAAAUUGGCAAAUCUGAAGGUGCAACCCUUGUGGCCGGAGGCAAGAGGCACGGCGAGAAAGGAUUUUUCAUAGAGCCAACAAUCUUCUCCGACUCAAAUGACUCGAUGACUAUUGCAAGAGAAGAGGUUUUUGGACCCUUUGUUGUAAUUUCGCCUUUUAAGACCGAGGAAGAGGCAGUCACAAGAGCAAAUGACACCCAAUAUGGCCUGGGUGCUGCUGUUUUCACCCAAAAUAUCGCAAAGGCUCAUCGUGUCUCGGCUGAAAUCGAGGCGGGCAUGGUUUGGAUCAAUAGCUCCAAUGACUCUCAUUAUGGAAUUCCUUUCGGCGGUUACAAACAGAGCGGCAUUGGACGAGAACUUGGCUCAUAUGCUCUUUCUGCGUACUCGCAAGUUAAAGCUGUUCACGUCAACCUAGGCGUACGUCUAUAAGAAAGUAUAGAGCGCUCCGUCUAGCAUAGAUAGUGCAAGUAGGAAAUAGCGUGGCUAAUACCAGCAGGGGAAGCUGUUAGAAUCAUUCUCGUCCAUUAAUUUUCUAUGUAGUAGGCUCAUGUAAAC